GGUCCUGCAGGAGUCGCCGCCGGUGCGUCCGCGCUGCGGGCCGGCCGAGGAGGGGCGCGCACGGACGCACGGACGCACGAACGCCGGCGCCCGCCCGGGAGCAUGUGGAAGCUGGGCCGGAGCCGGGUGCUCCUGGACGAGCCCCCCGAGGAGGAGGAUGGCCUGCGGGCGGGGCCGCCGCCCUCCGUCGCCCCCGCCGCCGCCGCCGCAGCAGCGCAGGUUCAGGGAGCGAGUUUCCGAGGCUGGAAAGAAGUGACUUCUCUGUUUAACAAGGAUGACGAGCAGCACCUGCUGGAAAGAUGUAAAUCCCCCAAGUCCAGAGGAACUAACUUACGAUUAAAAGAAGACUUGAAGACGGAGAAGAAGUCUGGAUUUUGGGACAAUUUGGUUUUGAAACAGAAUACACAGUCUAAGAAACCAGAUGAGAUCGAAGGUUGGGAACCUCCAAAACUUGCUUUUGAAGACGUGGCAGCCGACUCAGGCGACCCCAUGAGUGACCGUCUGUCCGGGCCGGGCUGGGAGGAGGACGCCAGGGGCUCCACCAAGUACACCAGCCUGGCCGGCGCCGGGAACAGCUCGCGCUGGAGCCUCAGGUCAGCGGGGAAGCUGGUCAGCAUCCGUCGGCAGAGCAGAGGCCACCUGACGGACGACUGGGAGGAGCUGGAGUGACAGACCCACUCCUGCGAGUUCACAAACCAAGAUCUGCCUGAUUUUGCACCUUUGUAUCUCAUUUCAUUCAGAUGCCUAGAGUUUGCUGUAUCAUGGUGUUUUUUCAGUAGAGUACCAAGUUUGGUCUUUCCCAGAUGAAAAGUGCAGAGAAUCUGCCCUGUGCCGUUUUAUUUGGACUCUCCUCUUCAAAUGCUUACUUAGGAAAUUCCUUGGUGGACACGAACAGGGACCGCACAUCGACUGCCUUCUGUGGAAACGUCUUCCUGUCGUCCACGUGUUGCUGAGGCUGGAGACGUGAGGUUUGCUGCUGUCCGGGAGGAGCGCGGUGGUAACCUGCUUUUUGCCACAAAACCGUCUUCCUGUAUAUCCUCCGUUGCAGUUCUUUGUUCCGUGACUUGAUCCCUUUCUCUGCAUGUAGCACAUACGUGUAGUCUAUGACACAAGAAUGUAGCAGCUGCGCAGUUCUCUUCUGUUGCCAGAAACCUGCAAUCCAGGUGUAAAAUGAACCUUCCAAAGGUCGUGUUACAUUGUGUUAACUCUUCUUUUGUACUAAAUUUUUAAAUAUGCAAGCAGAAUAAACCCUGGAGAAGCGAAGGCUGUAUCUGAUCAGCGUGAAUGCACUGUCUGCAAACGCGUCUUCAUCUCCAGCCUCCCGUAAGCGCAUUAGAUGGUGACAGUGGUUCUUACCUUGAGGUUUUGUUUUUACUUCUCCUGAACUUUUAAAUAUUGAUCUUAUUUUCUUCUAAAACUUUGUUGUUUUUGAUUGCAGAUUAAAGAAUGCUAUAAAGCAUGGAUCAGUUUUAGUAACGACAGUUUUGUUUGGAAACUAAUAACUCGCUCGUUAAGAGUUAAAACUGUAUGUAAAAUGAUGAAAGUGCCUCUCUUCUCUAACACCCAGGGUUUUGUUUUUCCAAACGAGAGACUGGCUGGUUUGGGCACGUCACUGAGGCGUCUCGUGUGUCUCCAGACUUGCUUUCUGCCUCCCUGAUAGACUGGCCCCUUGGUCGGGUACCCGUGCACGUGUGUCCUCAGCAGGACAGCUCUGAUCCACAGGAGUACGUGUCUAUCUCAGGUCACGGUGGCUUCACAGAGAAGGUAUAGGGGUUUUUUGGUUAAAAACAAAAACCUCCAGUUACACUGUGCAUUCCUCUCUUUAAAAGCCACUGUCCUCAGUGUUCAGUUCUGUGCUGUUCCACGUAAGGGGGUGUCAUUUAGCAUUUCUGUGGACUCUGGGGGGUGACAGUGUCUGCCUGUCAUCUGUCAUUUCUCAGUCAUCUGUCUACACUCUUGUCAUCUCCAGCCAUCUAUGUACAAUGUAUACCUGUCCUCUAACCCUCUCUCUCUAUCUACGUAGCAUCCACCAGUCAUCUAUGUCCAUCUUUUUCUAAGAGACAAGAAGUUUACUUCACUGAGCCUUGAAAGGGGGACGUGUAAGUGGUGGUAAAAUCCAGUUUGCGUUAGAACCUUGAAGUGGUUAAUACCAGAACUGAAAACCGUGUUUCCUCAGGUAAACAGUUCAGUACAUAGACUGUAGUCCUUCUCCCUAAAGAGACGCUUGCUGGGGCUGCAGACGAGCUCCAGACCGUCAUUUACGCGAGGAUUUUAAAGCAGGGGCCGCGGGCUUGUCUUGGGCUAAUCCUGUGUUGAGGUGCAGGGACACAGACCUCGUGUCCAAGGCUCUAGGCAGGGAGCUCAGCGCGGGGGUGGGGACAGCGUCCUCACCGUGGGGAGCCUGUGCCCGUGUGCUGUGACACUCAGUGCCUGUGACACACCCGUGGUGCACAGCCGGCAGAACAGCUCUUCAUACCGUUGUCCCCCAAAACCAGACUGGGGUUGGAAUACGCACAUAAAUCACACUUACCUACAAAGAUUAACGUAAAAAUGAAUUUUUCUUCUGCUGUAUCUGAUUAAACGAAAGUAUAUGUGGGUUUUAAUAUAAAUAUUUAUUGGUAUGCUUUGGGGGAAAGAUAUUUUUUUCUUGAUAGAAUUUACCGAAGCAUCUUUGUUUUUUUCACUGGCUGAUGAGAGAACAGGUUUGUUUGAAUUCUGUAAAAACAUGGCUUCUCUGUGUGAAGAGUGAAGUGUCUGCUCUUUCGACUGUCGUUUUUAACAGGAAAGUGAUUGGCUUCAAAGAAGGUUGAAUUCUUAAUGCUGAGGUUUUUAAAAAUAAAACAUGCUUUAUAUACUCUGACUGUUAGUUUGCACGGUUACUGGCAUCUGCUUCUGGUGACUCAGUCACUCAGAGCUGAUGGUACCUGUCUCAACACCUUCAACCUCAUUUAAGAUGCCAACAAAAUAUGUACACUCAUAAAUAAACGACCAACUUCAACCUCAGCUGUCGGGAUGUAUCUUUUGUGCAUUUUGAACGGACGCUGUUUGGGAACAGCAGGCGCUGCGCCUGCCCUGGGCCCCGCUUCCGAUUUUACCGCAGUGACUUCACGAGUUAGAGCCUGAAGCAAGCCUCCCCUCAGCACCCAGCUGAUAGGAGUACAUUCUUUACU
Messenger RNA from Physeter macrocephalus (sperm whale), 3170 nucleotides. It is a transcript of the gene TDRP, whose product is annotated as testis development related protein. Bases 103 to 669 code for a protein of 188 amino acids. Gene Ontology annotation, biological process: spermatogenesis. NCBI's taxonomy places the organism in Eukaryota, Metazoa, Chordata, Mammalia, Artiodactyla, Physeteridae. The transcript has 3 exons. The record is from RefSeq and is a predicted model, not a curated record. Gene Ontology annotation, cellular component: cytosol; nucleus.